Messenger RNA from Rhododendron vialii, 551 nucleotides. Its product is annotated as protein kri1-like. Bases 1 to 450 code for a protein of 149 amino acids. NCBI's taxonomy places the organism in Eukaryota, Viridiplantae, Streptophyta, Magnoliopsida, Ericales, Ericaceae. Gene Ontology annotation, cellular component: nucleolus; 90S preribosome. The record is from RefSeq and is a predicted model, not a curated record. The transcript has a single exon. Gene Ontology annotation, biological process: endonucleolytic cleavage in ITS1 to separate SSU-rRNA from 5.8S rRNA and LSU-rRNA from tricistronic rRNA transcript (SSU-rRNA, 5.8S rRNA, LSU-rRNA).
AUGUUUACACAUCCAUUUUCUGCUUGCUCUUAUUAUCCCCAUUUUGUUCGAUUUUCAGUUUCUGCUGAGCUUGAACGUCUCUCGCAAUCCAUGGGCACGAAGCUAUUUGAGGGCAGCGACGUGUCUGAUGAAGAAGACAUAUCGAAGAUCAAAAUCAACAAAGAGUUCGCCCGCCGUUACGAGCACAACAAGAAGCGAGAGGAUUUGCAAAAGCUCGACGAGCUCAAGAAGAACGGCGUCGUAUCUUGCUCGUCCGACUCUGACGAAUCGUCCUUCGACGAAGCGGAAAAGGACGAGUUAACUAACUCAAAGAGGGAUUUGGAGUUCUUGAGCGCGUUGAUUAAGGUCAAGAAACACGACCCUGAGCUGAGGAACAGAGAGGCUAAGCUAUUCGAGUCCGAUGACGAAGAAGACGAGAGCGGAGGAGAGGAGGUAGAAAAAAGAGAUUAGAAGGAGAAGAAGAAGCCAAUGUAUUUGAAGGAUGUGGCGGCAAGGCAUUUGAUCGAGGAGGGGGCAGAGUUUGAUGAUGAUGAUGAGGAGGAGGAGGAGAA